Messenger RNA from Gallus gallus (chicken), 5487 nucleotides. It is a transcript of the gene IKZF3, whose product is annotated as IKAROS family zinc finger 3. The transcript has 8 exons. Gene Ontology annotation, biological process: regulation of transcription by RNA polymerase II. The record is from RefSeq and is a predicted model, not a curated record. The coding region runs from base 1811 to 3514 and encodes 567 amino acids. Gene Ontology annotation, molecular function: DNA-binding transcription factor activity; RNA polymerase II cis-regulatory region sequence-specific DNA binding. NCBI's taxonomy places the organism in Eukaryota, Metazoa, Chordata, Aves, Galliformes, Phasianidae.
GGGCACAGGAACGUUACUUCUGCUUCGUAACAGAGCUCUGUGCUCGGCUGCAGCCACGGCACCCGGUGUCCUCCCGGUGCCCACCCGGUGGCUCUCAGACCCCUCCCUGCCCGGACCGACGUGCUCUGUGAGUGAGUUCCCACCUCGUGCUUUUGGAACGCCGGGGAGAAGCGCAGCGUUUGUGCAGGGCUGGGGGUUGUGGCACGUGUGUUCAGAGCUGUGAAGGAUUGGGGUUGGAGUAUCUGAGUCGGGAAAGAGACCCGGGAUUAAAUAUUGACGCCGGGGGUUGAAUACUGAGAUGCUGCUAAGCCUACAGGGAGCUUCUUCGGGUGGGUAUGGAGCGGGGAAGGAGGGAUGAGGGGAUGCUGAGGCUUAAAGCGAUGCAAGGACUGGGCUGCUUCUGCACAGAAAGGAGGUGCUCUGUGGCGUUUUGUACUCAGGCGCCCCUUGAGAAGGGCUGUGCUGCCCGGCAGUGCCCGUGGGCAGGGAUUUGUGACUGUUUAACACAAAUCAAUGCACAGAGAUGGUCUCAGUGCCGAGCGGAGCAUACAGGGCCCACGCACAGUGGCCGUGCUGCUGAGAUGCACCCCCUGCCGUGCUCCCAUGGGGGUGGCUGUGUCCUGCUGCCCACAGCAGGUUGUUAAAGCAGUGCCAUCCAGGUAAAGCAGCACGGGAUAGCGGGGAUUUGACCCUCGUGCCUAAGCAUUAAUUAUUUUCAGAGCUGAGAGGAUUUGUUUAUUGAAGUGUCUGUGUUAUAUGAGCGUAAAGUCGGAAUCCACAGCAGGGAGAGCUUUCUCUGUGUGCUGUGCAGUGGUUGAUGUUUCCAUGUCGGUGCUCUGGGUACAGUUGGGCCCAUUUGCCUCUCUGCACUUCACACUUCCUGCUAUGGUAAAAUGAAACAAAGGCAAAUUAGAAGCUUUAAAUAUGAGGUAAUUGGGUAUUUCAUGUGCAGAUGGAGUGAAUAUUUGCACUUCUUGUUAUCCAGUCCUGUGACCUCUCUUAUGACAGAAGUUAAGGCAAAAUACAUGGCUCUAAGAAGGGAGGCUCCAUGAAAAGCCUGUACUCGUGCAAGGACAGGAGGCCUGAUUUAAUUACAGGAGAUAUUUCCUAGCUGGCAAUACUUCACAACGGGUCCACGGCCUCAGGAGCUCGGGCUGCUGAUGGUUUGGGUCACUGCAACGCCCAUCCUCACCGCCUCUCCUUUUCUUCCUGCUCUUUGGUGAGAGCUCAUUAAGGGCAAUGGGAACAACGUGCAGCACAGAGUCAUAGAGCAGAACCUCAGAUCCACUCAGGUUGGAGAAGCCCACUAUGAUCACCAAAUCCAACCCAACCUCUCACCCACACCGCAUCCCCCAGCACAGCUCUGAGACCCACAGCUGGGAAAUGGGCACAGGGCGCUCAUCUCUGGGGCUGCAACGGAACCAAAGGUUGAGGAGCUGAGCUGGGUGGAUCUCCUUUUGCUUUCCUUGUCGGGUGGAUCUCCUUUUGCUUUCCUUGUCGGGUGGAUCUCCUUUUGCUUUCCUUGUUGGACGGAUCUGGUUUUGCUCUCUUUGUUGGGCUCAUCCACCCAUGCAGCUCUGGGCAGCCCUGUCUGAACACUCCAUUUCUCUGCACAGAGUUAACAGAGCUUUAUACGCUGACGUUGUGGAGACCACAGAAACGUUCCAUGUGUGGUGGUGGCACAGAUAGAUAAUAAUGGGGUGAACGUGGCUGCGGUUGACACCUCCUGGCCGUGCUGUUACCAAACCAGUGGGAAUGGGCUCUGUCCCUCCUGGAGCCGCUCCUGGGUUGUGUGCAAAGCAGAGAAAAGAUGUUCAGAUCUGUAAAAAAAAAAAAAAAAAAAAAAAAGAGGAAAAAGAGAAAGAGGAAAGGAAGGAGGAAGGAAGCGGACGGCUGUGACAGCGUGAGGAGGGUGAAGCCCGGAAGCCAGCCUGCAGCUGCAGGGCUCUGCAGGCUCCAGCAUCCCAUGGGAUCCUCAUCGCAGCUCCCAGACUCACAGAGCAGUAUGGACCUCAGCAAUCCCCAGGAGCAGCCCAAGGCCGCAGAGGGACAGGAGGUGCUGGAGGAGUGCGACCUGAGCAAAGGGCAGGAGGUGGAGGGUGCGGAUAACGUGGAGGAGCUGAAGGAGCACAGUCAGUCCAACGGAGAAGCAGGAGGUACAGUGGGAAUGGCACGCAGUGAUGACGUUAAAGUGAAAAGUGAAUAUGGAGACAGAGAGGAGAGUGCUUUAAAUUCUGAGCGCAUGGAAAACCCAGAAGAAUCCGAGCUGCCUUACGCCUACCCCAGAGAAUACAGCGAAUACGAAGGCAUUAAGCUGGAAAGACACCUGGGCUCCUACGACAGCGCCAGGCCAGCGAGUGGGAAGAUGACCUGUGAUGUCUGCGGCUUAGCCUGCAUCAGCCUCAAUGUCUUGAUGGUUCAUAAGCGUAGCCACACCGGUGAGCGGCCAUUCCAGUGUAAUCAGUGCGGAGCUUCCUUUACUCAGAAGGGUAACCUCCUCCGCCACAUUAAGCUACAUACAGGGGAAAAACCUUUUAAAUGUCAUCUUUGCAGUUAUGCCUGCCAGAGGAGGGAUGCGCUAACGGGUCACUUAAGGACACAUUCUGUGGAGAAGCCCUACAAGUGUGAGUUCUGUGGCCGGAGCUACAAGCAGAGGAGCUCUCUGGAGGAGCACAAGGAGCGGUGCCGCACAUACCUGCAGAGCACCGGCGGCUGUGAGCCGGCCAACGUGGAGGCCAGGCACAUCAAGGCUGAGAUGGGGACCGAGAGAGCCCUGGUGCUGGACAGGCUGGCGAGCAACGUGGCGAAGAGGAAAAGCUCCAUGCCCCAGAAGUUCAUUGGUGAGAAGCGGCACAGCUUUGACGUCAAUUACAACUCGUCCUUCGUGUAUGAGAAGGAAGGCGACAUCGUGCAGGGCCGCAUGAUGGACCAAGCCAUCAACAACGCCAUCUCCUUCCUGGGGGCCGAAGCCCUGCGCCCUUUGGUGCAGACCCCCCCGGCGCCCGCCCCGGAGAUGGUCCCCGUCAUCAGCCCUCUGUACCCCAUCGCUCUGCCCCGUGCCGACGUGCCCAACGGCGGCGACGAGAAGAGCCACGUCCCGCUGCGGGAGCGCGCCCUGUCCCCCAACAACAGCGGCCACGACUCCACGGACACGGACAGCAACCACGAGGAGCGGCCCAACCCCCCCUUCCCGCAGGGUCCGGUGCUCCCCGUGCCCCGCAACGGCCUGCCAGCCCUGAAGGAUUUCCCCCGGCCCUUCGACAUCAUCAAACCGCCGGCCAUGUGCCCGCGCGACGCCUUCAAGGUCAUCAACAAGGACGGGGAGGCCAUCGGCGCGUACCGCUGCGACCACUGCCGGGUGCUCUUCUUGGAUUACGUCAUGUUCACCAUCCACAUGGGCUGCCACGGCUUCCGCGACCCCUUCGAGUGCAACGUCUGCGGGUACCGCAGCCACGACCGCUACGAGUUCUCGUCGCACAUCGCGCGCGGGGAGCACCGCGUGCUGCUCAAAUAGGGGGGCGCCUCGCAGGGCAUCGGCGGGACGGGACCCCCCUGGGCUUACGGGGCUCAAACCAGCGUCGUCCCCCGCGUUUUUCUAUGCCAGUUUUUCAAUGAGUGCCAAAAGGAGACGACGCCUUCGUGUUUUCUAUUACUUUUUUUUUUUUUUUUUUUUUAACGAGAUUACUCAGUGUUUUGUAGCAUCCGUGCCCGGCUGCUGUGCCGAGAGGUGCUGUUGUGGUCACCAGAGGCACAGACCGGUUUUUCUACGAACUCUGUGAAAAUUAAGAGCCUUUCGAGGCGUUUUGUAUUCCUUUGACGUGCGUUUGUUCCCGUGGUGUGUGCUUUAACGGCACGAAAGGCUUUUCGUUCCCCGCUGCCACCCGCUCUGCUUGGUCAGAUGUAUAGGAAGGACUUCUUGCUGUUACGGCCCCGAUGGGCUCAUCACCAGGACACAGAAGACUUCAGCUGGGAGGGGUUGUUCAUUCAUUUGUAGAGGCUUUCCCCACGUCUGAAGCGCACGCGGUCCCAUCCCAUCCGCCUUAUCCCUCACCGCUCUGCCCGCUGUCUUUGGAGCCCUCCCCACGUGCACCUUGCUCAGAGCAAAAGGAGCAGCCAAACCCAGCUUUGGGGCUGGGGUUGUGUCAGCAACGCGUUCGGGAUGCCCGGCUGGCUCUCCACGUGGGGAAAUCCCCAUUUCCGUGGAUGGAAAGCCCUGACGCGUGCCAUGAAGGAGGACGAAGCUGCAGCGGGGCUCAUGGCCGCGCUGUGCCCUCCGUGCCCCCACGGCCACCAAACAGAGCCACCCAUUCUGCAGCAGCACCAGGAGAUCUCAGCACACGAAGGUGGGAGUGCGCAGCUCCACCGCACCGCCUGGUUGGACGUGGGGAUCUCCCUGGGGGUGAAAGGCGCUGCUCUGCACCACAGGCAUCCGUGAUGACUUUGAGGCUGGUUUGUAAGAUGGUCCUUCUCAUCUAAUCACUGCUCUGCAGCUGUACCAUUAGUCACGGUGCGGGAGAUUGGUGUGAUAGCGGCUCUGCCGAGAGUGGUUAUUCCUGGCAAGGCGUUUCUGUAUGGGUGGGAUGCGUUCCCAUGGGCUUUUCGUGUCCCCUCUGCGGCUCCGUACCAACGCUGCUUUGGUCUUUGUCAGUGUGAUGUCUGUGGUGGUCCCUCUGCCAAGGGGGGGGUCGGGGUGCGGAGCUCCAGAUGGGGUACGAAGGGUCAGAAAUACCCCCUUUGAUUCUGCCUUUGGCCUUGCUCUGCUCCCUCGGGUACUGCCUCCCUGAAGCUCAAGGUGCAAAGUGGAAGUUCUGUUCAUUUUUCCCCACUAAUCACAGAACUGUUACGGUUGGAAAAGACCUCAAGAGAUCAUUGAGUCCAUCCAAGGCCACGUCCCAGGAAAGAUGGAUCAGCUGCCUUGCAGGGCGCUGCAGGAGCUCGAGAUCCUGCCUAUCCAUGGGGGUAAGGCAGGAGAACUGCUUUGAUGCUUUGUGCUUGGGCAGGCUCAGAGCAGUCCCCACUUUGGCCAGUGCUCUGCUCAGCACCCGUUCCCUCGUGCUGCUCCAUGGGGACGCAGUGGCUCCAUGCACGCCAAUCCUCGUGCAGCAAAAAGCACCUCUCCAUUUACCUGGGGAGCAGCACGCAUUGCAGAGCGCGUAUCACCCCGCUUUCCUUCCCACAUCACACUGGAUCCUGGGAAACACCUCAGUUGCCCUUUGUUCCCCUCCAGGCAGGACCACGUGCAGCCCACGGCCUCGGGAGCUCAGCAGGAGCAGCGCUGUGGGUUCUGUGGGGCUCAGGAGGAGCCCGAAGGCCCCGUUUCCCACUGCAGCACCGUCGUGUUUCUGUGCUCUCGGGACAGGGCGCCCGUUUCGGUUCAGCCCGCGCUGUCUGGCGUUAAUGAGUGGUUGCUCAUUGCUGUUGAACAAUGACAUGUUGUGGAACUUCAGCCCAGUCGUCUAUUAAAAAUAAUGUGUAUUUCCACGCGUA